Messenger RNA from Marasmius oreades (fairy-ring Marasmius), 788 nucleotides. RefSeq lists its product as uncharacterized. Lineage: Eukaryota; Fungi; Basidiomycota; Agaricomycetes; Agaricales; Marasmiaceae. Gene Ontology annotation, biological process: maturation of 5.8S rRNA; maturation of LSU-rRNA. Bases 29 to 718 code for a protein of 229 amino acids. The record is from RefSeq and is a predicted model, not a curated record. Gene Ontology annotation, cellular component: preribosome, large subunit precursor. The transcript is spliced from 3 exons.
GCCGUGCCCCGCCUUUGCCGGUUACGCGAUGUCCUCACAGAAACGUCCACCAUCUGAGGAUCUCGACGAUAUCUCUGCCUCUGAAAAUGAAGAUCACUAUGCCUCUGGCUUUGGAACCGAUGAACCAGCCGACUCUGGCAACGAGAUCCUGUCCAUGAAACCACAGAAAUCCCGGCAGACGAAAAAGCGGAAAAUUCGUGCGACAGGCGCCUCCUCAUUCGGAGCUACUUUACAAUCGUUAUUGGCCACAUCUGUUCCUACGCAAAGUAGUGAUUCGAAUGCACCAAUAGCACCGCUGGCGCUGAAGCCAUCCGUCGGCCGGAAGCUCAACAAUGAAAAACUGGAGAUGAGGGCCAAGCGGAUUGUACAGUUGGAAAAGAAAGAAAAGGAGGAUAAGGGUCGAGUCAAGGAUGUGAUCGGUGGUUGGGGUGUGGAGGGAGAAAGAGGAUUAAGAAAAGUAGCUCAGAGGGGUGUCGUCAAACUCUUCAACUAUAUUCAAGAGUCCCAAAAUCAAACUAGCGCAGCCGUAGAGGAACUUAAAGCAGCAAGAGGCAGUGGUAAGCCUACAUUAGCGGCACCCUCCAUAACAGAGAAAUGGAACGGAAAGAAGAAAAAGAAGGACCAGGAUAAUAUUCUAGGUAGGGGGAAGGAAUCGGCUGUUGGCAAAGAGGACUUUUUCGAUAUGAUACGGACUGGUACUGUAGUGCCCAAGGCAUAAUUAAACGGCUGUACAGUAGUCAAUUUUUAAAUUGAGCCGUAUGCUGCCGGGGGCUGUGUUUGCCUUUUGA